CCAUACCUACUGAGAAGUUUGCAGUGAGGAAAUCACGAAGAUACAACGCCAGAAACCCUGUCAAACUGGUGGUCCCAGCACUGGAGAUGAUGUACGUAUGGAAUGGUUUCACCAUUGUAGGGAAGAGAGCAGACACCACAGAGAGUCUCCUCAUCACCAUAGAGAAGACAGAGGAGGAGCUACGCAACGACCCCAGUCCGUCAGAGUACCAUCCUGAUGACCAGUGUCUGGUUCAGAUGUUAAAAGGCCUCUGUCUUAAACACCUGGGAAGACUACUGCAGGCCGAGCUCUGCUUCACACAGGUUCUGUCCAGUGAGCGGAGAAUCAGAUUUGACCACUACCUGAUCCCCUUCACCCUGUAUGAGUUGGGUCUACUCUACAAACAACAGGGGGACUUCAUCAAGGCCACACGAUACAUAGAGAACGCCAAGUUGAACUACAAGGACUACUCCAUGGAGUCCAGGCUUCACUUCCGGAUCCACGCAGCUCUCAACAGUCUCAAGGGAUCGCCUGUCAGCACACCAUAACUACAGCCCAACUACAGCCCAACUACAAUCAGACUACAACCGAUUUUUACACCAUAACUACAGCCCAACUACAAUCGAUUUUACACCAUAACUACAGCCCAACUACAAUCGAUUUUACACCAUAACUACAGCCCAACUACAAUCGAUUUUACACCAUAACUACAGCCCAACUACAAUCGAUUUUACAGAACAGAUUUUACAGAUUUUUUACAGAA
This is a messenger RNA of Oncorhynchus nerka (sockeye salmon), 742 nucleotides long. Its product is annotated as tetratricopeptide repeat protein 39B-like. NCBI's taxonomy places the organism in Eukaryota, Metazoa, Chordata, Actinopteri, Salmoniformes, Salmonidae. Bases 87 to 527 code for a protein of 146 amino acids. The record is from RefSeq and is a predicted model, not a curated record. The transcript is spliced from 5 exons. Gene Ontology annotation, molecular function: protein binding.